Messenger RNA from Bipolaris victoriae FI3, 258 nucleotides. RefSeq lists its product as hypothetical. Lineage: Eukaryota; Fungi; Ascomycota; Dothideomycetes; Pleosporales; Pleosporaceae. The coding region runs from base 1 to 258 and encodes 85 amino acids. The transcript has a single exon. The record is from RefSeq and is a predicted model, not a curated record.
AUGGGCGCGUCGGGCGGCGAGGCGGAGGCAGAGGCAGAUGGGCUGGGCGGGUGGUUUGAUGAGGAAAUUAUUCUUCGCAAGAGCUUCGUCGGCGCUGCCUCUCGCACGGCAGCACAGCAGCAGCCCAGCCCGGCCCUGGCGGCGCGCCAAUCACACGCGUGCGCCGCCACACCACCGCUCCAGCCUCGCCCUCGUCCUGUGGCGGCGCGCGGGCGCGGGGCUUCGACUGCCUGCCUGCCUGCCUGCCUGACUACCUGA